Molecule: messenger RNA, 1143 nt
Organism: Daldinia vernicosa
Lineage: Eukaryota; Fungi; Ascomycota; Sordariomycetes; Xylariales; Hypoxylaceae
Exons: 5
Coding region: 114-860 (248 amino acids)
Biological process (GO): peptidyl-proline hydroxylation to 4-hydroxy-L-proline
Cellular component (GO): endoplasmic reticulum
Molecular function (GO): iron ion binding; L-ascorbic acid binding; procollagen-proline 4-dioxygenase activity
Source: RefSeq, a predicted model, not a curated record
CAUACACCUACCUAAUCUUAUAAAUACCAAUAUUCAAAGAGCUCUAUUACCGUCCAAUAUCCGAGACAUCAAAAAGCUAAAAGCUAAAAAUAAUAGUUUAAGUACGUAGUAUCAUGGGAAAAGAUAAGUCGGUCAAGAAGAAUCAAUCUUCAAAUCCUCCCGCAACAGUUGCGGCCCGAUCACCAAGUUGGCCACCAUUUAAGCCGCCGCUACCUGUUGUGCAACUUUACCCAGAAGCCCCUGUCGAGGGAUUGGAGGACAAGAUUAUCCUACUGCGAAACUUCUGGCCAAAGAGCCUUUGUCGAGACUAUGUCAAUUUUCUCAAGACGCUACCCUUGACGACUACCCCUGGCCGCCCAAAGCGUGGCGAGGCAGUAAGGGUGAACGAUAGGUUCCAAGUUGACGACAACCGCUUCGCUGAGAAACUAUGGCUUGAAACAGGAUUGAAGGAUAUCUUGCUGGACGAGUCUUAUAAACAUCUAUGGGGUGGCGAUGCGGUAGGCUUAAAUCCCAACAUCCGAGUAUAUCGAUACUCCAAAGGGCAAUAUUUUGAUUGCCACUACGAUGACUCAAAUUUAGUGACUCUACAACACCCUGACGAGUCAUCUAGCACCAUCAACACCAAAACAACUUGGACGCUAUUGUUGUAUCUGACUUCGGCGGCUGAAGGCUGUACUGGUGGAGAAACCGUUUUCUAUCCUCGAGACCGCAAAUCACCAAAAGAAGAAAUUGCCAUUGCCCCUGAAACAGGGUUGCUUCUACUUCAUAAACAUGGCGAUGACUGUUUGCUACACGAAGGUCGAGAAGUAACAGCAGGAGAAAAGUGGAUAAUUCGCACUGAUCUUUGCGUAAAAAAGUGAUUCGUUGGAGCUUGCGCGCUUGGAGAUACCUAGUGCAAGAGGUCCCUCUCACUCAUGGCGUUGACAAGUCCUAAAUCACUUUCUUGGUUAGGUAGCCAAGCAAGAAAUCAGCUGGCUAUUUGAAGCUAUCUUCACCCAAGAGAAUUAAAAUAACUAGCCUUGUUCUCGAGCCAGAUCCGAACACCCCUAAGCAGAUACGAUCCAGGUCAGCAAACCGUGCUUUUCAAUAGUUUAGCGGGUAUGCAUCUCCACCAUUUCAUACUUCCCGAACCUCAACCAAAGU